Molecule: messenger RNA, 1044 nt
Organism: Amorphotheca resinae ATCC 22711
Lineage: Eukaryota; Fungi; Ascomycota; Leotiomycetes; Helotiales; Amorphothecaceae
Exons: 4
Coding region: 1-1044 (347 amino acids)
Source: RefSeq, a predicted model, not a curated record
AUGGCUGCAAGAAAGGGUUCCAAAAGCAACGGCAACAUAGCCUCCAAGAAAGUCGCAACCAACAUUGUCACAGAACGCAAGUCCAAAUCCAAGAGUUCCAAACCCAUGAAGCAAAUCUUCCGCGGGAAAAUAUUUUCCUUCUCUGGAGACUUCGGAGAAAAUUGGGCCCACGAGCAAAUGGCAGGCUGGAUCAAGGCUCAUGGCGGGCAGUAUGAGAGGGAGGUAUCAGCAAACACUACUCACUUGAUAUGUACCGUCGAGCAUUAUAAGAAGAAAACAGAUCAGAUUAAAAGGGCUUUAGCUAUCGGCAAGCAAUGCCACAUUGUUAACAAGGACUGGCUGGAGGACUGCCUUGUCUGCAAACCCUCGAAGAAGAGAUGCAGGCCCGAGAAAGAUUAUACUCUAAACAAGGUCCUCAAGAGAGUCAAUGAUAGUUUGAAGGAACAGAAGGGUUGCCGACUGAAGUUUGGAGCUGCUAUGAAAGCUAGUUGCGAGUUGGUUGAUAACCAGCUCAACCAUGUCUAUUGUGAUCAGACAGGAUUUGAGUACGAAGUGGUCUGCACCCGGCUGAACACGGAUGGCAAAGUUAAGUCAGAGAAGUAUACUAUUUACCUCCUUGAAUCGAAUGCCAAACCAUCGCACUAUAUGGCUGGAGCCAAGCUCACCAGUCCCGGCCGCCGCCCAUCCUAUUGGCGCACCGAGUGUCAUCCAAAGACUUUCUUCGAAGCGUAUUCUGAUUUUACGGGAUGGUUUAAAAACAUCACAGGUAUUGAAUGGGACGAUCGAUUAGACGGGCUUCUCCAAGAUCCUGAAAAAUUUCGUUACAACGCCCCAAAACUCGGACGUCCUGUGGGUGCUUUACCACCUGGAAAGAAUCCACCUUCGUGGAGAGAUAAUGAGGUCAAGUCAGAAGAGGUGCAUGAUACUGGCUCUGAGGCUGAGGACGGGUUUGGGAGCGAGCAUACUUCUGAGACGGGGGAAAUGGGGAACGGUUCCCCAAUGUCUAUCUCGUCCCAUCCCUCUCCUGAUUCUGGCUGCUCGUAA